Anthostomella pinea is the source of this 9825-nucleotide messenger RNA. The record is from the annotation of a GenBank genome assembly. NCBI's taxonomy places the organism in Eukaryota, Fungi, Ascomycota, Sordariomycetes, Xylariales, Xylariaceae.
AUGGAGAAGCGCCUGCAGACGCUAUGGGCGGCGGUGCUGAAGAUGGAGGACCCGGGAAGAAUCAGUGCAGAUGAUAGCUUCCUGCGUAUCGGGGGUGACAGCAUUGCAGCUAUGAGGCUUGUUGGUGCAGCUAGAGCAUCGGGUCUGACUUUCUCCGUUGCGGAUGUCUUGAGGCAUCCAAAGUUGAGUGAUCUGGCGGUAGAGAUAUCUGGGGUGGGACAGAGCGAGGUCGAUGACGAUCGGGCUAUGACAGUAAAGGGUAUCGAGAGAUUCUCCCUGCUGAAGAGCGAGUUGGAUGUCACCGAGGCUGUUAGGUUGGCCACUGCUGCUCUGGAUGGCAUUGAGGAAGACCAGAUCGAAGACAUGUACCCCUGCACGCCGCUUCAGGAGGGCAUGUUGGCCUUGACCUCGUUACGCCCAGGCGAAUACAUCGCCAAAUGCGCCUUGGAGCUGAGAUCUUCGGUUGAUCCAGGCCGUUUCCGCCAGGCUUGGGAUGCGCUGGUCGCCUCGACGCCGAUGUUACGGACUCGAAUCCUCGAUCUCACCGGCCAGGGCCUCGUACAGGCUGUCAUCAACCAGGGGUCCGUUUGGUCAGAGGAGGAUGGUCAGCAGGUGGUGGGGCUAGGGUGGCCUCUUUUUUCUGCCAGACUCUCCGUGGAAACAGACCGAUGUGUCUUUUAUCUGACGAUCCACCACGCGCUCUACGACGGCUGGUCGCUGGGACUUCUCUUCGAGAGACUAGAGGCGAUCUACCUCGAGAUACCCAUCCCUCCCGUACCCGACUACAAGACCUUCGUCAAACACGCCACCAGCAUCGACCAAGGAGACGCUCUUGGGUUCUGGAGUCAUCAACUGCGGGGCCUCAAUGCUGAGGUAUUCCCCUCUUUGCCAUCUCCAUCCCACCAGCCAAAGCCAGACAAGGUGAUGACCUAUCACAUCGACGGUCUACGAAUGGGAACGAAUAGCGAUGUGACGUUAUCGACUGUUGUCCGCGCAGCAUUCGCGCUCGUGAUAGCCGACUAUUCCGACGGCGAUGACGAUGUCGUCUUCGGCGUCACGGUGACAGGCCGGCAGACAGCGGUUCCUGGGAUCGAGGACAUGAUCGGCCCGACCAUAGCAACGGUACCGUUCAGGAUCUCAGUCGACCGUGAGGAGGAGCUGCAUGCCUACUUGUCUCGCGCCCAGACGCAAUCAAUUGAGAUGACGCCGUUCGAGCAAAUGGGCCUACAAAGGAUACGUCGGCUCAGCCCCGAUGCAGAGAGGGCGUGCAGCUUCCAGACGCUACUCAUCGUUCAACCCGCUGAGGAGGCGGCCGAGUGGAGCUCCGAGAUCAUUGCGCGGGAUAUCCACGAUGUGGACGAGAACAGCGCAGACGUCGAAGGGGGAAUGCUGCAGCAAGACGACACAUAUGCUCUGACAGUCGAGUGCCACCUCGGGAAAGACGGCUCCCUGCGAUUGCGAAUCGGUUAUGACUCGACCGUCCUGGAGGAGAAGCAGGUCCAGCGCCUCGCCCAGCAAUUCAAGCAUAUGCUACACCAGAUAUGCUCGUCCGACGACGAAACCUUGCCUGUGGCGACACUCCAGACACUCAACGGUGACGAUGCUAGGGAUAUCUGGUCCUGGAAUGAGACUGUUCCUGAGACCGUCAACGUCUGUGUUCAUGACAGAAUCUCAGCAAUGGCAUUCCAGCUUCCAGACAAGCUAGCUGUCUGUGCCUGCGACGGAGACUGGACCUAUCACGAAUUGGACUCUCUCUCCACUCAUUUGGCCUUCCACCUGAGACGACUGGGCAUUGACAGCGAGACCAUCGUGCCCUUGGUCUUUGAGAAAAGCAAAUGGACGCCGGUGGCCAUGCUCGGCGUUAUGAAAGCAGGCGGCGCUUCCGUCCUUGUCGACACUGCACAGCCCGAAGAACGAUUGCGCGCCAUCAUCCCACAAGUCAGCCCAAGUGUGGUACUCUCGUCCGCGGGCAAGCAGGAGCUGGCGAACCGGUUGGCAGCCGGGGCCGCAGUGCAGGCCAUCAGUGAAGCUGGACUGCGCGCGCUGAACCGAAAAGUGGGCGGGGAGUGGCCCGUCUUGCCUCGGGUCAGUCCGUCGAGUCGACUGUAUGUCGUAUUCACAUCAGGCUCAACAGGCACCCCGAAGGGGGUCGUCAUUACGCACGCAAACUUCAGCAGCGCCCUGACCCAUCAGAGAGCAGCGCAGGGCAUCACAUCUUCGACACGCCUGUUUAAUUUCGCAUCGCCUGCUUUUGACGUCGCGUGGGCGAACACGCUUACAGCGUUCGAGUGCGGAGCCACGCUGUGUGUUCCAUCUGACGCAGACCGGAAAGACGAUCUGAACGGAGCCAUUGCAAAGUUCAGGCCCACUCAUAUGGACGUGACACCCUCCGCUGCUCUCGUUCUAUCAGCCGAGUCAUUGCGCCAGCUCGAGAGCAUGACGCUGGGUGGAGAGCGUCUCACGGCCGAAUGGGCAAGACGCUGGGCGCCACAUGUCAGCUUGAAGAACUCAUACGGCCCAAGCGAGGCAACCCCCACGGCCACAUUCACUCAAGCUAUCCUCCCUGACGGUUCGUUUGCCGGCAGUAUCGGGACGGGGGCCGGUGUCAACACAUGGGUGGUCAACGCAGCAGUCGGGACUUCUCUCGUUCCCAUUGGAAGUACCGGCGAGCUGUGGCUGGAGGGUCCAAUAGUUGGUGCCGGAUACCUUGACGACGAAACCAAAACUGCCAGUGCUUUUAUCGAGGAUCCGCCGUGGCUGCUGCAGGGUAGUGACCGGCAUCCGGGGCGACGAGGGCGCCUCUAUAAAACAGGAGACCUUGUCCGGUACAACCAAGACGGCAGCCUCACCUUCGUCGGACGAGCUGACAACCAGGUCAAGAUAAAUGGCCAGCGCGUGGAGCUGGGCGAAAUUGAGAGCCACCACGACAACACCCACCAGACGGUCUGUCUGAUACCGUCUUCCGGGCCCUGUGCAAAACGAGUUGUCGCGUUCUUCAGCCUGCGGGACGUGAAGCGAGAAGCCACCAACGCAACAAGUACCAUUGAAAUACUCACCGUUACCGAGCACUCCAAGUCCGCCGAGCGACAUACCCAAGCUUUGAAGACUCUUCUCUCCGAGACACUGCCAAGCUACAUGAUUCCCUCAGUAUGGGUGCCACUUGGAUACUUCCCCAUGACGGCCACCGGCAAGCUGGACCGUAAGGCGCUCAAACGUACGUACCACAUGAUCGCCAACGUGGACAGCGGCCAAGUCGCUCGACGCGGGCCACGCACUGCUGUUGAGCGCCUGCUUAUGGAUGCCGCCAGUCGCGUCUUGAACAUGGCGGUCGCAGAUAUCAACCUUGGGCGGUCCUUCAUAUCCAACGGCGGCGACAGUAUCAGUGCCAUGCGUCUCAGCUCACAAUGGCGGGCCGCAGCGAGCGCUGAAGGUUUCUCAGUUGCUGCACUGAUGAGGAGCAAGUCUCUUGCCGAUUUCGCGCGGACGCUCUCGCCUGCUGCGGGGACGAUGGCUGUAAGUAACGACAUGCCGGAAGAGGCGGUCGAAACCCCCUUUGAGCUGGCGCCUAUCCAGCAGUGGUUCUUGGAGCAGCUUGAGCCUGCUGAGACAGUAACGCAACCUGACUACCACUACAAUCAGGGAUUUUAUGUCAAGAUGGCAAACCGGAAGUUCUCCGAGGACGAAGUUGCGGCCGCUGUGGAGAGGCUGGUAAAACCACCACUCGAUGCUGAGGACACGGUUCAAGAAGAUCGAAAGAAGCCGGUGGCAGUCAAGGAGGCUGCGUCACUUGCCAUGCAGAGCCAUCUGUCCAUCAACAUCGAGUAUGGGCGGGUGUUCUCCGGGGACCUGUGCGCUAUGACUACCACAGGAGAGCAGUACUUGAUCCUCGUUGCCCACCAUCUGGUCAUCGACCUUGUUUCAUGGCGCAUUCUUCUAGACGAGCUCGAGACACUCCUGUCGGGCGACACACUCCAGCACAGCCUUCCGUUCCAGGCAUGGGCCAAAUUACAACAAGCCCACGUCUCGUCGUCAUCCGACUUCCUGCCGGAGAAGCUUCUCACUUGUUUCGUCGAGAUUGAUCGCGAGACAACGUCGCACCUCCUCAGCGCCGCCAACGACCCGUAUAAUACUGAGCCGGUUGACCUUCUCCUGUCAGCCGUCUGGGCUGCGUUCUUGAGCACGUUUCUUCGACGUCAGGGCCUCACCAUCUUCAGCGAGGGUCACGGCCGCGAACCAUGGUCUGCUGUGGCAGAUACUGUCGAUCUCUCGCGGACAGUCGGAUGGUUCACGACCAUGAGUCCCAUGAGCGUGUUAAGGGACGAUACCGUUAGUGCUGCCAACAUAGUCAGACUGGUAAAAGAUGCGCGCCGUCGGUUACCAGCAAACGGAUGGGCGUACUUCGCCUCGAGAUAUCUCAAUCCUGAGGGCAAGAUAGCGUUCCAGGCGCAUAACUCAACCAUGGAAGUCACGUUCAAUUACCACGGGCAAUUCCAGCAGCUGGAAAAUGAGGAGUCGUUCUUCAAGACGUGGCUCUUCCUGGAGUCUCGGAACAGGGCUCCGUCGCUGCAGUCGAUAUGCAAAAACUUGGUCAGCACGCGGAGCCGCCCGUCGCGAACACUCUGCGACUAUGAGUUUCUCACACUCGACUACCCCGUCCUCGACGACUUCCAAGACGGUCUCGUCACACAGAUAGAGUCUCUCAACGGUUCGGGGAUCGAGGAGGUCUACCCUUGUACUCCCACUGUGGAUGGCAUACUGCUGAGCCAGACCCGACAAGCUAGCUCCUACAAAACCGUUGCGCUGCAUGAGAUCAGCUCGGGAGACAACAAGCCAAUCGACAUCGAUAACCUCAUUAAGGCUUGGCAAAAAGUCGUAGCUCAUCAGCCUGCAUUGCGAAGCAUCUUCAUCGGGGGACUCGACGCCUCUGCCGCUUUCAACCAAGUCGUGCUCAAGCCUUACCAAGGAGAAGUGGUGCUCCUUCCGCCCGUCGAAGACAGAGCUGCUGCAGUGGUGGCACUGAGCCAGCUGCCAGCUGUCGACUACACACAGCUUCGGCCGCCUCAUCGAGUUGCGCUCGUCCCGGCACAGGGCAAAGUCGUGUGCGAGACUGCAAUGUCCCACGCCAUCACCGACGGCGCAUCGUCUUCACUCCUCAUAGAGGAUUGGACUCAAGCCUAUAUUGGCACACUGAGUACAGUCGACCUUCUAUCCGCAACUUCCGGCUACGUCGCUGCUUUGCAGGCUGGCAAGACAAAAGCCGAGAAGCUCACCUACUGGAAGAAGAAGCUGGCCGGCGUCGAGCCUUGCCAUUUUCCUGCCCUCGCCGGAGGUGCACGCGGCGGUAGCAGCAGCGAGAGAGCGACCGCAGCCACGACAUCUACAUCGACAGUGUUCAUCAGGGACGCAGUUGUUCGCAAGUAUCCAGCAGUUCUGCUCCGCCCCAUCAUCAGUCACGCCCGCAAGCCUCCUCCAGAGCGCAUGGGCGCCGAGGCAGGAUCGGUCGUGUUCGGGUACCUCUGUUCGGGGCGGGACGCGCCAGUCGCGGGAAUCGACGUGUCUAUCGGCGCGUACGCGAAUAUGAUGGUAUGUCGCGCGGAAAUCGAGACGGGCGGGAGCGAUGGGUUCGUGCGUGGGGUGCACGAGCAGAUCAUGCAGGACAUGGACUAUCAGCACUGCUCGCUUGCGGAGAUUCAGCAUGAACUUGGGGCUGGACGAGGACUGUUCAACAGUGUUGUUUCUUUCCAGAGGGUAGAGGCUGACCAGCAGGACACGGACGCGACCGAGGUGGGGUUGGCGUUUGAGGGGCUUGACGGUCUGGAUCCGACUGAGUAUGACAUCGUCCUCGGCAUCAACUACGCGGCAGACCACAUUGAAGUGGAGCUUGAGUACGCAGAUACUCAUCUGACCGACGAGCAAGCCAACAGGGUGCUCUCUCUUUUCCAGAAGCACACCGCCUCGUUUGUAGCAGACACCAACAAAGACGACGGCGACCGGGAACAGCGUCUCAUCAGCGAUGAAGACGCACAACAGAUUUGGCAGUGGAAUGCCUCUGUGCCCGCCGCUUCCGAGCGAUGUAUGCACGAGUUGAUCACAGGCACAGCGCGUCGCAACCCUACCGGCCCGGCCAUCUGCGCUCACGAUGGAGACUUCACCUACGGAGAGAUGGAUGUUCUCGCCACGCGGUUGGCGCAGCGCCUUGUGCAGCUCGGCGUGGGAAGUGGGGAUAUGAGCAUCGUGCCUCUUUGCUUUGAGAAGUCCAAAUGGACCCCUAUUGCCAUGCUGGCUGUCAUGAAAGCUGGUGGGACUUGUGUCACAUUGGACACGGCGCUGCCAGAGGAGAGGUUGCGCGGGAUCGUGCGCCAGGUGCAGCCGACACAAGAGCAACAUGCACUCAUACUAUGCUCGUCUGCCUGUGAAGACCUGGCUGGUCGACUGGUCGAGGGCGCAUUCUUGCAGGUCGUGGACGAGAGCAUUUUGACGCUUCCAGAGUUGUCCUCGCCAUUGCCAGUCGUCUUGUCCUCGACGAACCUGUACGUCGUCUUCACCUCAGGCAGUACCGGGGUUCCGAAGGGGGUGAUGAUAAGCCACGCGAACUACGCCAGCGCCGUACUUUAUCAGCAGGCCGCUCACGGUUUCACCGUCUCCUCGAGGGUCUACGAUUUCGCUUCUUUUUCUUUCGACGUUAGUUGGUCCAACUUCCUCCACACGCUGUCCAUUGGGGCCUGUUUAUGCAUACCCUCGGAUGAAGACCGACGGAACGACCUGGUUGGCUCUAUUCAACGCCUGCGUGCCACGCAUGUUGAUGUCACACCAUCGGUCGCUCGAUUGCUUCCGGCUGAAGCUCUGCAAAAGGUGCAGACGCUUGUAUUGGGUGGUGAGAAGAUACCAGAUGAGGCAAGGAACUGGGCUCAUUUGGUCAUGGGCGGUGUGAAGAACCCCUAUGGCCCGAGCGAGUGCACACCGACAGCAACCAUUACAGAUGUCGAUCCUAACGCCACAUUCACCGGUAGUAUCGGCAAAGGUAUCGGCCUCAAUACAUGGGUCGUAGACGUUGACGGCCAAUCCUUGGUCCCCGUCGGAUGUACCGGCGAGAUCUGGCUAGAAGGGCCCCUCGUCAGCAACGGCUACCUAGGCAAUGACGAAAAGACAGCAGCAGCAUUCAUCACGAACCCACCUUGGCUACUACGCGGUGCAGGUGACUUUUCCGGACGCAGGGGUCGACUAUACAGGACGGGUGAUCUUGUACAUUAUAGCGGCACGAACGGCUCUCUCGUCUUCGUCGGCAGGAAGGACAUCUCCCAGGUUAAGAUCAACGGCCAGCGUGUGGAGCUGGGUGAGGUUGAACACCACGUGAGGGCAUGCGUCCUUGAGGAAACCGUAAAGCAGGUCGUGGCCGAGGUUGUGACGCCCCAACAUAACGGGAGCGCCAUGCUAGUGGCUUUCCUCGAGAUUGAUUCAUGUUCCUCUACCGACGCUGGAGUUGUCGUCGCUUCCUUUGGUCUCGAAGAGAUGCUAAACUUGCGGCUGCCGAUCCACAUGAUACCGGCAGCUUACAUCCCCCUGGAGCAAAUCCCUCUGACGGCAAAUGGUAAGACGGACCGCAAGCAUCUCCAAGAGAUGGGCAAACAUCUCACGCCAGCCCAGCUGCGGCCAAUUGUGGCCUCGAAAUCAGGCUCUCUGGUGUCAAGCAGACCUCCGACGUCGAUGGAGAAGAAAUUACGCAAACUUUGGGCAGCGGUGCUGAAAGUGGACGAAAAGCAAAUCGAGACCAGCGACAGCUUUUUCCGCAUGGGAGGAGACAGUAUCGUGGCGAUGCGGCUGGCGGGUGCUGCUCGAGACACGGGUUUGUCCCUGUCCGUGGCGGACAUCCUUAAAAGCCCAAUGCUAGAGAUCAUGGCCCAAGUGCUGCAGCCACUUGGAAGGGGUAGAGUCGGUCAAUUGUCGAGGUCCUUGGUGGAGGAACCCGAAAUGAUCGAUGCUUUGCCAUACGAGCCUUUCUCCCUCCUUCCUAGAGGCGUCAAUACCACAGCUCUCUGGCGCCGUCUUCCUGAAUACGGCAUCGCACGCGACGCAGUCCACGACAUACUCCCAGUUACAGACCAGCAAGCCAGGUUGGUAUCCCUGACCUACACGGCGAACCGCGGCAUGCUCCUCUACCACACGCUCGACGGUCAUGGCACCCCUGACUUCUCCCAAAUCCGUGCCGCGUGCCGCGACCUCGUCCAGCGUUUCGACAUGCUUCGCACUGUCUUCAUUGCGCACGGCACUGCCUUUCUGCAAGUCGUCCUGCGGUACCUAGCCCUCGAGAUUCCCGUCCUCGCCACGAGCCACCGGGAUUUGGAGGACUGUGUCGAGGACGUCCGGCAGUACGACAGCGGGCGGGCCAGUCUCCGUUUCGGCUCACCACUCGCGGGCUUCGCCAUCAUCCACCAGACACGCAUCAACAAGUGGCGGCUCGUGGCGCGCACGUCUCACGCGCAGCACGACGGCAUGAGCCUGCUUAAGAUGUGGAGUGCGUUCGAGAAGCUGUAUCACCCUAUGAAUGAGGAGCAACGGAAUCCACGACCCGGACCACAACAUCUUCUCCCCGGCGCCGAUGCGAACCUCACGCCUCCCCGCUCACCUCACAUGUCUGCCGCUGACAGCAGCAACAACGACGCAUCUUCAUUGCAGCAUUUCUCCUUCACCCAGCACAUGCUCGCCCUCGACCAGAUGGACAAGGAUGCGGCGCAUCGGUAUUGGCGCACCCUCCUCCAGGGCUCUUCUCCAACCGUCCUCCGCCCGCAGCCGAGCCACACCCUACGCAUCGGCGAGGGGCCCUGCGUGGUGCGCGAGAUACCGCGCGCGACACUGCCGCCGUGCGACUUCACCUUCUUCACGGUGCUGAAGUCGGCGUGGGCGUACGUGCUCGCGCGCGCCGCCGCGAGCGAUGACAUUGUCUUCUCGACACUGACGCAAGGCCGCGGGUUGCGCGGUAGCCAGGACGCAUUCGGGCCCUGCGUGAACGUCGUGCCGACGCGCGUGCGGUUCGCGGACGGCUGGCGGGCCACGGACCUGAUGACUGCCGUGCAGGGCCAGCAUGUCGCGAGCUUGCCAUUCGAGCAGGUGGGGUCGCGUGAGAUGGUGCGAGAGUGCACAGACUGGCCGCGGUGGAUGUUUGCUGGGUCGGUGGUAUAUCAUCAUAACUUUGAAGAUGGUGAUGGAGAGUCUGAGUCUGAUGAUGGUUACACUCGUGGCAUGCAUGAGGAAAGUGUUGCCGCGCGUCAGGGCUUCGCGGUUGCUGGGGAUGUCGACAAUGUGGAUGUGCACGUCACGAGCAAGCCCAGCGACGACGGCAAAGCAUUCAGAAUCGAGCUGAGCUUUGCGGUUGGCACCGUGUUGGAGAGGAUGGCGAGCCUGCUGGUCGCUAAGCUUUGUGAGACCAUCAGCCUGUUCCACCGCGCUGGUGAUAUGCCAUUGCCGUCGAGCAUGGACCUCAGGUCGUUGGCGGCGUCACUGCCGCAGCCAAUGAAUCCUGGCGGGCACGAUGGCUUGUUACUGGAGCCGACUGCGGAGGAGGUCAUGGUCGCGCAGCUGUGUCCGGAGGACGUUAGGCAUGCGCUGGUAACCUCAUGGGCCGAGGCGCUGGGUUGUGGCGUAGAGACGGUACCGAGAGCUCAUGAAGCAACGUCGUUCUUUGAUCUAGGUGGCGAUAUCGUCUGCGCUUCGGUGCUGUCGGCGCACAUGCAGCGCCAGGGCUACGAUCUGGGCAUUGAGGAUGUCUUGGAGAAUCCUAUGAUAUGCCAGCAGCUUGGAUUGCUUGGUUGGCGGUUGCUUAGGGUAUGA